Sphaerodactylus townsendi is the source of this 8012-nucleotide messenger RNA. It is a transcript of the gene AHDC1, whose product is annotated as AT-hook DNA binding motif containing 1. The transcript has 6 exons. Bases 503 to 5869 code for a protein of 1788 amino acids. The record is from RefSeq and is a predicted model, not a curated record. NCBI's taxonomy places the organism in Eukaryota, Metazoa, Chordata, Lepidosauria, Squamata, Sphaerodactylidae.
AAGCAGAGAGCUUGGCGAGGCGAGCGAGCGGGCGCAGCGCUGAAGGAGCUCGGCAGAAGGAAGCCUCCGUGAGCUUUUUUUUCCCCCUUCCCCCUCCUUCUCUUUGCAAGCAAAAGAGAGACGAGGAGGAGGAGGAGGAAGAGGAAGAAGAAUAGGGAGGAGGAGGAGGAGGAGGCGGGGGGGCUCCGCGCGAAAGCCCCGCCAAGGCUCUGGCUUGUGUCUUGCCUUUUCCUCCACCCAGCCGCGGCGGAGCGAGCAGAGAGAGAGCCGAGCCGGGGAGCAAAUUCUCUCCGCCUUGCAGAUUUGCGCCCCCCCUCCCGCCCCCAGCUGCCGGCUGGCUUUUCUUUUGUGUGUUUGCAAGGCAAGGCAAGGCAAGGGGAGCCAGCCAGCCAGCCAGCCGGCGAGGGAGGGAGGGAGGGAGGGGGCGAGGCGAGGAGCCGCGGGGGCGUCAUGUCCAGCCGAGUUGCGUGAGGAUAAUGCGAGCGGGCGAGCCGCGGGGGCGAUGAAUAUGCUUUCGCUGAAGGUUGGCAGUGGCGCCGAAGGGUCGGGCAGCCUCCCCGGCGGCGAGGGGUCCGCACCGCCUCGGGAGGUGGGGAAAAGUCUCCCCCGGAAAGCAGCCGCCGAAGGGAUCGGGGCCCAGCAGCAGCAGCAGCAGGCUGAUGGGAGCUCCAUCACCUGCCAGCCAGUUGGUCUGGAAAAUGGGGGCAACCCACCAGCUGAAUGGAUCUCUCGGACCCAGGGCUCAAGCCUGCGGCAGCCCAACAACGAAGUGGACCUCGGUGACAGGAACUUCAAAGUGACCCUGCAUUGCAAGCACAUGCGGCCCAGAGAACUGAAGUGCAACAGCAGGAGCAGCAAAACAGAAGGUCAGAGUUCCAUGUAUGCUGACACUCACACCAGCAACUGCUCUGCAAAGAGGCACUCGGGUGAAGAUGAAUUAAGGAGGCGCCUGAAAUCUCAGGUCCCGUCCUUAGGAGGUACCAUCCACAGCUCUUCUGAUUACUCUCAAGAGCCAAAGUUCUACCAGGCAGGGCACCCUGGUCAAAAGGCAGAGAAGGCCCUGGCAUUCAGCAUGCUCAGCUUCCCAGAGGGUUCUUGCUCAUCGUUAGGCCGGGACCACAAAUCUGGCUCCUUUCGUCACACUGAGACGGUCGACCGGUACAAGAGCCCCCACGGCCAGAGCAACAUCAAGACAGAGGACUUGCUGCCAGCGAAUGCUGUGGACUGUCCAGGUGUUGUCCGGGCCCUAGAUGAGACAGCCACGCAGGACAGAGCUGCCAAGACCUUCUCCAAUGCGACCUUGGCCUCAGGCAGGUGCAACAUUGACAGCAUCAUCUCCCUGCUCAAGAGCAAGUGUGGUAACGGGCGCAUCAACCUCUACCCUGUAGUGCAGCUCAUUGAUAUCAUGAAGGACAUCAACCGUCUCUCCCAGGACCUGAAGAGCUGUGGUGUUCACCUGGACUGCAGCGGCCUGCAGUUUGACAGCCACGAGCUACCCAAUGAAGAGGUCCACAAUCAGGGACUGCAGUACAGUUUCUACUCCUUGCCCACGCUGGCCAACAGCAUCCGUAGUCCCGAGGAGCAAGCAGCACAGGCCUGUACCAAAACUGAGCUGCCCAAGCAAAGUCAACCUGACCUCUAUGCAGAACAGGCAGAGGGGGACAAAGAGAGCACCCAGUACUCAGCCUGCCAGAGUAGUCCUGCUUUGAAGGCAUCCAGCAGCUUAGAUGAAGGCAGCAGCUCGGAAUCGGAUACCACUGACUAUACUGAACUGGCCGACACAGAUAUUUUGAGUGAGCUGGCUUCUCUGGCUUGCCCAGACCCUCCGCUGCUAGACCAUCAGCAUCCAGAGUCUCACCCCCAGUUGCUAGAAAGUCAGGAACUAGACGCAGGAUCCCAGUUAAUUGGUUCGCCAUCUCCGGAACACCAGCCCCAACUAGUAGAUUCCAAGUCUCUGGAACCCCCUCCGGAGCCUCUGGCUUUACAGACUGUGGAUCCACUGCCUGCACCACCUGGGCUGCAGACCCUAGAACCUCUGGAGCUGCAGACUCUAGAACCGUUGUCUGAGUCGCUUUCUCUCCAGUCCUUGGAGCCCCUUUCGGAGCCAUUAGGGCUGCAGUCUUUAGGGGCCCUGGAUCACCAACUGCUUGACUCCCAAGGCCACCUUCUGGAUUCUGAGGCUCAGCUGCUAGAUUCCCUUCCCAAAUUGUUAGACUCCCAGCCACAUUUGGGGACAGACGAGUCCCUGGGAACGCACCCGCUGCAACCCCAGCCCCGUCUCGGAGGUUGCUCUGUGAGAGGAGCGGUAAGGCGAGGGGCAGGACGGGGCAGGGAUGAUCACAGGAAGUAUGCUCUGCGCAGAACAGACAAACCAAAGAUUCUGUGCCGCCGGAGGAGGGGAGGCCGGGGUCGGCGGGCAGAGAUUGUAGCUGAGACCAGAGUCCUCCCCACAGCUGUACCAGUGGAGGUAGUUGUGGCACAGCCAGAUGAGGUGAUCGUGCCUGUGGUGGCUGUGCCAGUACAGGAAGAGGUGGAUCCCCUCCUCUCCACCUUGGACUUAGAGGACAGUCAGAAGGCCCCUGCCAACCUGCCUGCCCCAAAGCCCAAAUGCCGUGGCGUGCGCAGGAUGGUGGUAAAGAUGGCCAAGAUCCCGGUUUCCCUUGGGAGGCGGAACAAGACGACGUACAAAGUGUCCUCUCUGACCAGCAACUUGAAUUUGGAAGGCAAAGAGCUGAUAACUUGCCACUCGGUUGAGCCCACCCCACUGCUGAAGAUGAAAAACAAUGGCCGUAAUGUCGUCGUGGUCUUCCCUCCUGGUGAGAUGCCAAUUAUCCUGAAACGGAAGCGGGGGAGGCCCCCUAAAAACUUGAUGCUGGGGCCCUGCAAACCUAAGGAGCCUGCUCCGGAGGUGAAGAAACGGAGGAGGAGGAAGCAGAAGCUGGCCUCACCACAGCCCUCGUACGUUGCUGACACCAAUGACAGCAAAGCAGACUACUCGGAUGUCCUGGCCAAGCUGGCCUUUCUGAACCGUCAAAGCCAGUGCUCAGCACGCUGCUCCCCACCGCGCUGCUGGACCCCAAGCGAGCCAGACUCCAUCCACCAGGCCCCCGACACCCAAAGCAUCUCCCACUUUUUGCACCGGGUCCAGGGUUUCCGACGGCGUGGUGGCAAAGGAGGGGGGUUUGGCCGUGGAGGGGGACACUCUGCCCGCUCAUCCCGCUGCUCCUUUAGUGAUUUCUUCGAAGGUAUCGGCAAGAAAAAGAAGGCGACCCCGGUCGCAGCUAUGCACGCUGACCCUGUGCACCCACGGAAGCGAGGCCGACAAGAACAAGACUCCACGGACAAGCCCAAGAGGAAGAGGCGGUCCCGCAAGAACGGGGUGUUGUUUCCGGAGCAGAACCUGGGGCAGAACUUCAACGACGGGGCCUCUGAAUGGAGUGGAGACAAGGAGAGCCUGUGGAUGCCCCACCACGGACACCUCUCCAGCCAGACCAACAGAAACUGCAGUUUCCAAGAUGCUGACUCUCGAACCUUCCAUUCCUCCACCAUGGAGACCAGUUCUUCCAGCAGGAGUGGAUUUUACAGUGGCAGCAACCCGUCGUCGCAAUCUGAGUUGAGCCAAGAGAGACACAAUCUUUUCACUGGCUACUUCCGCUCCCUGCUCGAUUCGGACGAUUCCUCCGAUCUGCUGGACUUUGCUCUUUCAAAUACGCGCUCCGAGUCACGGAAAUCCGCCACCACCUACACAGCCCCUCCCAAUGCCAUAGCUACCCAGAGGGGUAUGGCGUCGUACCCAAGCCGAGGAGGCAAAGGGACACCUGCCUCCACCACGACCACUGCGACUACUGAGACGCCCUUCCAUACGGUCAUGCCCAGCCGGCAGUCGUUCCCUCCCAACAGAGUGGCAGGAUACAACAUGUCUCAGGCACCUUCAGACUGCCGUGGCACAGAUGCCUUCCAGAAGCUGGUACCUCUGUCGGCUGUUUCCAGGUCACCCACGGCUCACUCCUCGGCCGCCUCCACCUAUGCACAGUACGGUAGCUACAGCAGCAGCGGCGGAGGGCAGAACGUGACCUCCUCCAGCAUAUUCCAGCAAGGGAAGCCAUACCAUGCCACGCAAGACUGCCCCAACAACAAAGACUGUAGCUUCACCUACGGCAGCGGCAACAGCCUGCCGUCGUCACCGAGCAGUGCCCACAGCGUCAGCUAUGCUCAGCAGACGUCAGGGCCCAGCUUGCCCUUGAGUAAAGCCUCCUUCUUCAGCAGUUCGGAUCCCAGCCAGUUCUCCAGCUCCUCCCACACACCCAUGAGGUGUGACAGCCGGGCCAGCACUGUGUCCCCCGGUGGCUACAUGGUCCCCAAAGGUUCCGCCUCCUUCCAGCCUUCGCCCGAAAACUGUCGGCAGUUCCCCAGCGCCUCCCAGUGGGCUUUCCGGCAAGGCUACGGCAACCUGGACUGGAGCUCUGACGCCUUCAGCCAGCUCUACAACCCAGGUUUUGACUGCCAUAUCAACGAACCCAACGUCAUUCUGGACAUCUCCAACUACACGCCACAGAAAGCCAAGCAGCAAACGGUGUCCGAGACCUUCUCCGAGUCCUCCUCGGACAGCACCCAGUUCAACCAGCCGGCCGGCUACAGAAGGGCUAACAGCGAGGCCUCGUCUAGUGAAGGUCAGUCCAGCCUCUCUAGCCUAGAGAAGCUCAUGAUGGACUGGAACGAUUCCUCUUCCGCCCCAGGUUACAACUGGAACCAGAGUGUCUUGUUCCAGAGUAGCUCCAAGCCGGGACGUGGAAGGCGGAAGAAAGUGGACAUAUUUGAUGCUGCCCAUCUUAAUUUCACGACGUCGGCAUAUCCCUCCAAGCGGGGCACGGGGGUUCGGCAGCCCCGGGGCUCUCGGGGAGCAUGUGCCUCCAAAAAGGAGAGAGGCACAGGGAAGUCCAAGUUCCCUGCCAAAUCCCAGCCGGUGAACCCGCUGUUCCAAGACAGUACUGACCUUGGCCUGGAUUAUUACAGUGGAGACAGCAGCAUGUCCCCCCUGCCCUCUCAAUCCCGGGGCUUUGGGCUCAGUGAAAGAGACCCUUGCGACUUCGCAGGGCCUUACUCCAUGAAUCCCUCCACUCCUUCCGACGGCACUUUUGGCCAAGGGUUCCAGAGCGACUCCCCUGGACUUGGGCAGCCAGACCUGGAAAGCAAACAUUUCCCCAGCAUCCCUCACCAGCUGGCUGCCCCGCCCCCUCAACAGACUGUGUUUGAAACGGGCUUGCAAAAAGCUUUCUCGCCCAAUUGCUCCCCGACUCUGGCCUUUAAAGAGGACUUACGGUCCAGCGACAUCCGGAAGCUUCCAGCCUGCGAUUCGCUCAAACACAGCAUGCAAGGGGCUGGCGGCAUGGCCCACUCGGCCGUGCAUAUGUCUUGCCGGGACCUGCCCAUGUCUCAGCCACACUACGACUCCCCCAGUUGCAAAAACCCGGGCUAUUGGUACUCCCCCACCUCCAGCACCCGAAGCCCCCCCUACGACAACAAAGUUGGGGUUGGGAUGCUCAUGGACUUCAUGGGGAGGACCCCAGAUACUUCCUGCCUCAACCCCCACCUGACUAGCCCCCCCAGCACCAACCCUUCCAAGAACGAGAAGGAACCUAUGGACAUGGCCAGGGUUCACCACCGAGGGGCCUACAUUUGCCCCUUGAUGAAUGACUUGAAUAUCUCCCCAGUCCCGAGAGACUCUAUGCUGCCGCUGCAGGACAACUACAGGUACCCCAGCUUUGCACCCCAAGGACACCCCAUCAUGGCUGGAGCCCAGAAGAGUGGGUUUUUGGGUCCAGUGCUAGAGCAGCACCCUGAGGACACGUUCACAGUCACCUCAUUGUAGUGUCAUCUGAAGUGCCAACCGGACAACGAGGUUUUGUUUCAGGAGCUACUUUAGCCAGCACUUUUUCUGGAACACUUUUCAAGUUCUGUAUUUAAUGGAAAUCAAAAAAAACCCUGCUUUUGUUUGUUUGUUUGUUCUUUUGGGGUUUUUUUCUAUAAAAGACGGGAAGAGGAGAGAGAGAUAAAUACCCUUUUUUUAAAAAAAUAAAGGAAAAUAUAUUAAAAAAAUUAAAAACUCGCUUUCUUUGAGAAUGGCAUGGAGAUGAUUCUUUUUAGAACCGGACCAUGUCGAGAACCCUCUCCCUACCCCGCAGUCCAGCAGAAAGACAAUCGAACAGGAAUGGACGCCACCCGGGAGGAGUGUGAGAGCGCACGGGUUGCUCUAACCCACUCCCUCCUUCACGCACAGCAUGUGUACAGGACACACACCUGGAAGACAACCGGCAACCAGCAGGGACAGCCUCGGGGAAGGGGGUGUUGUUUUUUGUUUCUUUUUAUUGGGGGGGGGGGGAGAAAACCGUCUAAUCUGUGAACUCAAAAUGAAAACUCAGUGAAGACUGAAGACUCAGCAUUUUCCUCCUCAUCUCCUCUCUCCCUGCCCAGGUGCGGGUUUCAUUUUUCUCCCAAUUUGUUUGCUUUUUUUAAAAAAAGAGAAAAUAUUUUUGUUGCUUAAUAUCUUUGGAGAGCCCAGAAGAUUUUUCAAGUCUGUGAAUGGAUCUUGAUGGAGUCACUGUUACCUCCCAUUUCCAUAACUGACAAGAGGAUCCUCCCCAACCAUGCUGGCUCUGCUCUUGUAACAAAGGGACAGCCAUCCCCAGCUACUCUCUUGACAGUGCGUCUUCGCAGAGGGUGGAGGGGAGUUCCACCAGAAACAUCCUUGCCCACGGAAGUUCCAGCAAGAAGAAGGACACUUCCUGUUCCCUAACACCCCACACCCCACCCCGUCUUGUACUCUUCUGUGUUGCUGCCUCUUCCUCUUUCCCCCUCAGUCCUAGAUCUGUCACUGAGGUGCUUAGUUCUCUUCUAAUGAGAAGCAAGUUGGGCUUGCCGGGGAGGGGGGGGGGGAGCGUGGACGGGAAACAGGGGCUUUUCUUUCUGCACAAAACCAGCAAUUGUAAAUACUUUUCGAAAAUGUAAAAAAAUAAAAAAACCAAUACAAAAAACGGAAACAAAACGAAAACACACAAAACGUUUUCAAAAUCAGAAAUUGCGGGGGGGUGGGGCGGAGAAUCCAGAGAGAGAAUCCAAGCAGGAGAAAAGCUAAUUGUGUUGGGUAUGCACUGAGAAAUCUAUUUGCAGAUGGUUUGACAAAAAAGUAACAAGAAACCUAUUUAUUGUAUAUAAUGUUUUAUUAUAAAUCGUGUAUUGUAUAUUGCAUCUGUACAUCUGCUGUGGUUUUGUGAUGUGCAAAUUUCAGCAUGGGUUUCAUUGAGGGUUUUAAGUUGCUUUUUUAUUGUUUCGGGGGGUUGGUUUUUGUUUUUUCGGCAGUACACACCCAAAGAUCCAAGUUUGUAUUAAAAAAAACCCCUAGGAAAAAUAUUAAAGAUAAACCAAGAAGCCCUCUUUUGUUGGGGAGGGGGGGGAGAGGGAGGGGCUCCAAGGCAUUUUCUGAGUUUUCAUUGGACACUUGUAAACCGAAACAAGUAUUUCCUUCCUCCGUGUGUACCCCAUUGCGCGGUGCUGAGCUCAGGGUGUGUAUGUGUGUGCGUGCGGCUGACCUCUUUUCCACCUCUGCCCACCUCUUUAUACCUGCUCCUUCCCAGAAAAACCCUUGUUUCCCAUGGAUUUGGAGACUUCUGUACAGCUUUGUGGAUUGUGCAAAAGAAAAAAAAAGGAAGACACUUGUUACCCACUUCCACCCCCCGCCCCCAGAAGUCCUGUGUUGUCAAUUACUGAUCUGAACUGUGCAAGUGUUUGCAACUAAAUAGACCAGAGACAGAAACACACCUCUGAUUUUACCAUAUAAGCUCCUUGCCUGCUUGAAUCUUUCCCCGGGGCCAAGUUGCCUUCAUCUGCUCCCCCCCGAAGCCCCCCCUUUUUUGCUUCCCCCCCUUCCUCCCCUGAACCCCAACUGGUCUUUUUGUGUAUUUAGGAAGGAAUUUUUAAUAGACACUUUUUUAUAUUAAAAGAAACCUAUAUAUUGA